AUGUUGCCAGUGAGAAAAGUGGCAACGGUCGCUUGCCGAAACGCGGCCAGCACCACCGAUAAAAUGUUCAGCUACAAUGCCCCCAUGAGGAGUAAGGAAAACGGUCUCCUUUUCGGUCUGUUGGCUGCUACAGUAGCUGGAGGAGGAGCAUAUGCUUACUAUCGCCCUGGAAGGCAAUCGUCUUCCGGAAAUCGUCUUGAGCGUGCAAAAGCCCAGGGCCGUGAAGAGCAGAAAACCGUCCAGACCGCUCCGAAUGAA
This is a messenger RNA of Mesorhabditis spiculigera, 258 nucleotides long. NCBI's taxonomy places the organism in Eukaryota, Metazoa, Nematoda, Chromadorea, Rhabditida, Rhabditidae. The record is from the annotation of a GenBank genome assembly.